AUGGCAACUCUAAAAAAUCUCCCUACAGAAUUGUUGAUCAUGAUCCUAUCGAGACUUCCGCUAAAGACUUUAUCCUCAUUCAAGUUAGUUUGCAAAUUCUGGUAUGCUCUUAUCAACGAUCCUACAAAUUGUUCUCUCCAACAUAAGUCUAUUCUUCUCAAGCAUAUCAUACCCGAUGGUAGAUCAUGUAAACAUAUACACUCCAUCCUCAAGUUUUCCCAUGACCUCGAUCGAUCUAUAUCUAUUAUCAAUUUCAACUUGCCAUUUGAUAAAGAUAAUCCGUUUUCCGACAUUUGUGGCCAUUCUCAUGGCUUGGUUUGUCUAUCGGACGAUAAGGAUGUUUUCCUUUUGAAUCCGACGACUAGAGAGUUUCGUAAACUCCCUUCGUCGAUUCUUCACUACACUGGACCUGAUCAUGAACUUCAUUCUUGGAACUUAAAGACGGUUGGGUUCGGAUACGAUUCCAAAUCUAGAGAUUUGAAAGUGGUUAGGGUUGUAGAAUUUGUGCACAUAUACGAUUCAGAUGGUCCAACUAGAAUGGAAAUUUAUGACUUGAGAAAAGAUAGAUGGAGGGAAAUUGAAUCCCCUCUCCCUGACCAUUUAAUGUCGAUCUGUUCUUUUGAUAUAUAUCAUGAAGGAAAAUAUUAUUGGUGGUCACGAAAUAUAAUAGGAAGUAAUAUCAUACAAACGUUCGACAUUAGCGAAGAAGUUUUUGACGAAAUUUCAGUACCGGACAGUUUAUCGUAUGAGGAUAACGUGUAUAUAAGUAUUGGGAUUUUAAAUGGAAACAUUGUUAUACUUCGUACAUUUUACCAUCGAAUAAUAGAGAAGGAAAAGGACAUAUACGUUUGGGAGAGGAAGAAGGAUGAAGAUGGUGUUGUUUCAUGGUCAAAGCUAUUCACAAUUGGUCCGUCGUUUGGAAUUGAGAGGUCAUUGUUGGCAGUGAGUUCAGAUGAACUUUUAAUGGAGACCAAAGAAAGACAAUUGAUUUUUUAUAAUAUUAAAACUCAACGAGUCAAACCUAUUCCAAUAAAAGGGCUUGGAGGCUACUUUUGUGCAACUUUAUUUGAGAAUAGUUUAGUAUCUGUGAAAAGAGGACAUAAUAUGUUAUAUGAGUUUUAA
This is a messenger RNA of Cucurbita pepo subsp. pepo (vegetable marrow), 1122 nucleotides long. RefSeq names its product F-box protein CPR1-like. Gene Ontology annotation, molecular function: protein binding. Lineage: Eukaryota; Viridiplantae; Streptophyta; Magnoliopsida; Cucurbitales; Cucurbitaceae. The record is from RefSeq and is a predicted model, not a curated record.